UCAGGCACACAACCAGUGGUGUUUUAAAAAAAAAAAGAAAAUUUUCUUUGACGCUUCGACUCCAUCAGUUUGCACACACGCGUUCGCCGGGUCCCCGGGGCCAAAUGGCUUGCCAGUGAUUUAGGUUUUUACUUGGGAAUAUUCAGUGACAGACGUUGGAGACCAGAAAUCACGUGAAAAAUCGGAAAUCCUAACGGCUGGAAUCAUGGAGCAGGAUUUACACGAGCGUAACAGAGUUGGUGUUCAGGAUUUUGUACUGCUCGAGGAUUUCAACAGCGAAACGGCAUUUAUCGAUAACUUGAGAAAAAGAUUCAAGGAGAAUCUUAUCUACACAUACAUUGGUCAAGUACUGGUGUCGGUAAAUCCGUACAAGAGUCUGCCGAUUUACAAUGAGUCAACGAUACAUUAUUACGAGGGGAGGAAUUUUUUUGAAGCUCCACCGCACAUUUUUGCACUUGCAGAUACUGCGUAUCGGUCUCUAGCAAAAGAAAACCGCGAUCAGUGCAUCCUGAUCUCCGGCGAAUCGGGAUCUGGUAAGACAGAGGCCUCGAAGAAGGUCCUCCAGUUCAUCGCGGCGGCGACCGGGCACAAGAAGAAGGUCGACGCUGUGAGCGGCAAGCUCAUAGGCUCCAACCCAGUGCUGGAAGCCUUCGGCAAUGCCAAGACCAACAGAAACGACAACUCCUCGAGGUUCGGAAAAUACAUGGACAUCCAGUUCGAUUUCUACGGGAACCCCGUGGGUGGCAACAUCCUCAACUACCUCUUGGAGAAGUCUCGGGUGGUGCAUCAAUCCUCCGGAGAACGGAAUUUCCACAUUUUCUAUCAGCUCUUGGCUGGAGCGGACGACGAAACCCUCAGGAAGCUCUUCCUCAAGCGUAAUUUGGACACCUAUUUCUACAUCAGUAAUGGAACAAAAGGCACUGUCGACACUAUUGACGACGUGGGGCAGUACAAGCAGGUGCUAGAGGCCAUGAAGACGGUGGAGUUGGAACAGAGCGAGCAGGACGAUUUGUUCGCAAUCGUCGCGUCAGUUCUUCACAUGGGAAAUGUGGGCUUCACUGAGGAAGAGGGAGUCGCCCAGAUCCUCAAGCCUGCGUCGGUGGAAGCUGUUGCUUCGUUGUUGGGUUGCGACGUAAAAAAAUUAGCAAAAGCCUUCACCCACAGGACAAUAGAUGCUCGUGGAGACGUGGUAAUCUCCCCCUUGAACCGUGAAUUGGCUAUUUACGCUAGGGACGCACUGGCCAAAGCUGUUUACGAUCGUUUGUUCACGUGGCUAGUGGCCAGACUAAAUAAAUCCCUCCAGCCCGAGCUGAGCCGGGAGAACGGCGUAAUCGGAAUUCUCGAUAUUUACGGCUUCGAAAUAUUCCAGAAGAAUAGCUUUGAGCAAUUCUGCAUCAACUACUGCAACGAGAAACUCCAACAGCUGUUCAUCCAGUUGACCCUCAAGUCCGAACAGGAGGAGUACCAGAAGGAGGGCAUCACCUGGGAGCACGUCGAGUUUUUCAACAACAAAGUCAUCUGCGAUCUCAUCGAGGAGAAGUACAAGGGAAUAAUCUCCCUGAUGGAUGAGGAGUGCUUGCGUCCAGGGGAUCCAACGGACCUGAGUUUCUUGGAGAAGUUGAACUCCAAUCUGGGGAGCCAUCCUCACUACAUCAGUCACAUGAAGGCUGACAUUCAGACGCAAAAGAUCAUGGGGAGAGACGAAUUUCGACUAGUUCAUUACGCCGGUGAUGUCACCUACAACGUUCGCGGUUUUCUCGAGAAAAAUAACGAUCUCCUCUUCAGAGAUCUCCGAGAAGUCAUGUCUCACACAUCAAACUCAAUAACCCACGCUAUUUUUGAUGUCAAGGACCUGACGAGUAAAAAACGUCCAGAUACAGCUGUAACUCAAUUCAAAAAUAGUCUCAACAACCUCGUGGAUAUUCUCAUGGGAAAGGAGCCCUCGUACAUUCGAUGCAUCAAGCCGAAUGACUUUAAAAUUUCAGGGCAAUUUAACGAGAAAAUCGUUCUUCACCAAGUCAAGUACUUGGGCCUGAUGGAGAAUCUGAGGGUCAGGCGAGCUGGUUUCGCCUACAGAAGACCUUACGAGCAAUUUUUGCAGAGAUACAAGUCCCUCUGCCCCAAAACCUGGCCGUCCUAUCGAGGAAGUGCCAAGGACGGGGUUCAAGUUCUAGUUUCUCACCUCAAGUAUUCGGAGAAUGAAUACCAAAUGGGAAACACAAAAUUAUUCAUCCGCUUCCCAAAGACUCUCUUCUCAACUGAGGACGCCUUCCAACGAAAAAAGAACGACAUUGCAGCGAUAAUCCAGAGCAAAUGGAAGGGCAGAGUGCAGAGACAAAAAUACGUGAGAAUGAAGUGCGCGGCUAUAAUUCUCCAGAAGUACGUGAGACGUUGGAGGGCGAAGAGGGAGGCUGAGAGAAGGAGAAGAGCGGUGGUGACGAUAAGGAGGUUCAUCGAGGGCUUCAUCACGAGGAAUGGUCCUCCCACGGAUGUCAAUGCCGCCUUCACCGAGUUGGCAAAAUCUCAGUGGCUCCUCAGGCUCUCUCGAUCACUGCCUAGAGGAGUCCUCAAUGAUCAUUGGCCGCCUUGUCCUUACGCUUGUCGAGAGGCAUCAGAACACCUGAAACAAAUCCACAAGAGGCACCGAGCCCGCAUCUACCGGUCAUCACUCUCCAAAGAGGACAAGAAGCAACUUGACCUGAAGGUUCUCUCCGAAAAACUGUUCAAGAACAAGAAAAAGUCUUACUCCAAGAGUGUGGGCCCGAGGUUCAUCGACGACAGACUGGGCAACGAGUUCUCCGCUCUCAAGCAGAACUUCAUUGCUAGUGUUCUACCCACUGGGGAGACCAUCAAGUACUCUACACCUGUCAUAAAGUACGAUCGUCAUGGCUAUAAGCCACGAGAGAGGGUAUUGAUUCUAACGGAAAAGGCUGUUUACAUUCUCGAUACUGGGAAAUCGUUGAAGCUCAAGCAUCGGUUGCCUUAUCAGAGCAUUCAGGAGCUCGUGGUUACUGGGGAGUCGGAUAAUCUGCUGAUUGUGAGGAUCCCCCCGGAGCUUAAAAAAGAUAAGGGAGAUCUGAUUCUUGAGGUCGAACACAUAAUCGAGGCCCUCACCAAGGCUAUUGACAUCACCAAUAACCCGAGGAUAUUGAAUAUCGUCAAUAAGGAAUCGGUCUCACACAAACUAGUCAGUGGAAAAGAGGGUACAAUCGAGUUCACGAAAGGAACAACCCCAGCAAUCACUAAAAAUCGACAAAGUGGCCAUCUUCUAGUGGUCGCCUCCCCAUAAGUGAAAUGUGAUUUUAGAGGAAGGAUACUAAAGAGAUAAUAGAUAAUAUAUUAAGAUGCAUGGACUCCAGCAGAAUCUGCUGGUUCCAGUGCCAUGAGAACACGAGGAAAUGUUUCCAAUUGUUUCGCAGCAUUAUUGUAAGAGAUGUAUAAAUUAUUAUCGAAGAGUAAUAAAUAAAUGUAUUGAGUUUGAACA
Messenger RNA from Diachasma alloeum, 3484 nucleotides. It is a transcript of the gene Myo61F, whose product is annotated as unconventional myosin IC. Lineage: Eukaryota; Metazoa; Arthropoda; Insecta; Hymenoptera; Braconidae. The transcript is spliced from 14 exons. Gene Ontology annotation, cellular component: cytoplasm; actin cytoskeleton; plasma membrane. The record is from RefSeq and is a predicted model, not a curated record. Gene Ontology annotation, molecular function: actin filament binding; ATP binding; microfilament motor activity. Gene Ontology annotation, biological process: vesicle transport along actin filament; actin filament organization. The coding region runs from base 206 to 3289 and encodes 1027 amino acids.